UUAGUUUAAUAUUAAAUGUUCUUUCCUAACAGAAUCUCUCUCUUUUUUUAUAUAGAAUAUACUGUGCCUCUGCAUAACUCCAGUGGUAACCUAUCAGAGACUGUACCUUCCAGCAAUACAAGCAAAUCCAGCAAUACAAGCAGCAGCACCGUGAAACCAUUAACUACAAUAUCCGUAGUCUCAAUCAACGUGACAGCUGUCACCAGGAAAUCUACUUCUAAAAUGGCAACACCAGGAGUCUCAACCAGUACAACGCCCACCACCUCAAAGUCUACACCUAAAGGAACGAGUAUUUCCCACAACAUAUCCCAUAUGUCAACACCCACGAUGACCACAACCCACAGUAGUUCAGUGACACUGCUAACAACAACUGUUCAUUCUAAAGAAUACAGAGGAUCAAAAUUUGAUACUGGCAGCUUUGUUGGUGGUAUUGUAUUGACACUGGGAGUUUUAUCUAUUCUUUACAUUGGAUGCAAAAUGUAUUAUUCAAGAAGAGGCAUUCGGUACAGAACCAUUGAUGAACACGAUGCCAUCAUUUAAGGAAAUCCAAGAACCAAGGAAAGAAGACUAAUACAACUUUUUAAUUUUGGUUUAUUUUAAAACAAUAUUCUCUUAAAAGUAGUAUAAAUGGGCCAUGUACAUGAUGUAUUGCAUAAAUAUGUGAAGAUUCCUCAUUACUAAAGGUAAAUUACUAAAGGUAAAAAUGUCAAACAUUUAAAUGAAUAUUUGAAGCUUACAAAUAAUUUAUACAAUGAUUAUAUUAACAUUUGGCAGAUACAUCAUAGUAAGACAACUAUUGUCUCAUGUUUUUUUGGCAUUGGUCACACAGGACCAGUAACUGAAACAUAUCACUGAAGGACAGGAUGGCAUCUGUGUUCACAAUUAAGGAGGUCAGUACAGCACUCAGGAUUUUGAGUCUUUGUUGCUCACACAAAGAACUUCAGUGCUUUUCAGAGCUGAAUAUGCCCUAAUUACUAAUGCCAUAAGCAGAAAUUACACAAUUGAGUAAACUAGGUCUGAAGCAUAAUUUCAGAAAUUAUCCAUUUUAUAUUUUAAGUGUUGUAUUUGGUCUAGAAAUAGCAUACACACUCUCCAUGUAUUCUAAAUGAACCCAAAGCAGUGAUGUGCUUUGCUGUACUAGAGACCCAGUUGAGCAUUAAAAAAACUUAUAAUUUUUAUUAAUAACUUCUUUAAAGAUUUUAAUGUUAGUUGAUAAAAUUUUCUUUCUUUAUAUAAUUUAGGCAAACUGCAAUGUUAAAAAUGAUAUAAGGAUUCACCUUUAAGACUGGCAUAGGAAAAAACUAGAUAUUAGAGUAUUUGCUACUGGAAAUUGCUUUUAUUUCCUAUUCACUUGUUCAUUUUAUAUGUAGUGAUUAUUUUUAAAGAAAUGUAGAGCUGCUUUCGAUAUCUGGAAAUUUUUAAAGAUUUCCAAAACAAUACUUAUAACUCUAUUGUCAGAAUUAUAGAUGUUUAUUAAACCAGGGAUUAUGGGAGUCCCCCCCCCCAGCUAUUCUACCUGCAGGGUGAAAAUGCUGCAUUUCAUACACUGUCAAUUUUAAGAGAAUUAGGGAAAUGACAUUUUUAUACUUUAAAUAAAUGUAUUUUGAAGUAAAUGAUUACUUUAGACAGGACAUUGCCUGCACAUUGCCUGCUUCCUUAUGUUGGGUAUUCUAGACCACUCUUCUUACCCCAUUGCUGAAGGGGAGCUACUUUCAGAUGCACUAUGUUAACAAAGAGAAAAAGCACAGUAUUAUACAAACACCAAUACUAGGCAGUGUAUUUUGGAGUGGUUUUAGUUUUACAGUUUAUAUUCUACAACUUAAACUCAGGGUCAAGUUUUAACAAAAGAGGCAUUCAGUCAUUAAAUACCAAGAUA
This is a messenger RNA of Fukomys damarensis (Damara mole-rat), 1876 nucleotides long. RefSeq names its product transmembrane protein 123 (gene Tmem123). Bases 16 to 540 code for a protein of 174 amino acids. The transcript has 4 exons. Gene Ontology annotation, cellular component: cytoplasmic vesicle. NCBI's taxonomy places the organism in Eukaryota, Metazoa, Chordata, Mammalia, Rodentia, Bathyergidae. The record is from RefSeq and is a predicted model, not a curated record.